AUGCAGGCGCUACAAGAUCUAGAGCUGCCAUGCCUGCUCGGCAAGGCCAUCCAGACAACCAAAGUUGCCAGCAACGGCAACCACUGCAGGCACUGCUGGCUCGACGACGACUUUAACGCCACAGGUGCGACCACCGUCUGCGCGAACACCUCGGAUCUGACGCACGCCGCGCGCGGCAUCCGCACGGACGCGAGGCGGCAGGCCCUCGCGAGCCGCUGGCUGGCCUCCCAGGAGCUGGCCGAGGCCCACCCCCCGUUCUGCCCCUGCUGCAUGGCCGUCGAGAACCUGGCGCCAGGACGCCGCUUGCGGGCCCCGCCGCGGGGCCGGAGCCGGUGUUGUCGCUCGCCGCCGCGGUCGCGCGGUGCGCUGGGCAGCCUGCGUUCGGCGCAGCGCGGCGCGGCCCUGCAGCCACGAAGCUGUCGCUGUGAGGUGCGGGCGUCCGCGGGGCGGCGGGCGCGCAGUGGGAGUUCCGGGGCGAGGGGGCAUACUUUAUGUUAA
Messenger RNA from Prorocentrum cordatum, 498 nucleotides. NCBI's taxonomy places the organism in Eukaryota, Dinophyceae, Prorocentrales, Prorocentraceae. The record is from the annotation of a GenBank genome assembly.